GUCUGUAAGCUGCUAUCACGCAGGCGCGCUCCGAACGCCGGCUUCUCUGGUCUCGCUGCUCCCUCGAUACACGGCGGCGGCGGAAAGCGAGCGAGGCCUGGUGAGCGCCGCUCAAGCCGCAGGCCAGCUUGGAAGGGAAGCAGUGAAAGCUUGACGGCCUCACUUCACCCAUCGUGCGCUCGAGAUCGGCUGUCGCGGAACCAGAAAUCAUGACCACCUCAGGAAAAGAGAACUUCCGCCUAAAGAGUUACAAGAACAAGUCCCUGAAUCCUGAUGAGAUGCGCCGGAGGAGGGAAGAAGAAGGACUUCAGUUACGCAAGCAAAAAAGAGAGGAACAGUUGUUCAAGCGAAGAAAUGUUGCCACAGCAGAAGAAGAAGCAGAAGAAGAAGUAAUGUCAGAUGGAGGCUUCCAUGAGGCCCAAAUCAAUAACAUGGAGAUGGCAUCAGGUGGUGUCAUUACCUCUGAUAUGAUUGAAAUGAUAUUCUCCAAUAGCCCAGAGCAGCAACUUUCAGCAACCCAGAAGUUCAGAAAGCUACUUUCAAAAGAACCUAAUCCACCAAUUGAUGAAGUCAUCAGCACACCAGGAGUUGUAGCCAGGUUUGUGGAAUUCCUCAAACGAAAAGAGAAUUGUACAUUACAGUUUGAAUCAGCUUGGGUGCUGACAAAUAUUGCUUCAGGGAAUUCCCUUCAGACUCGAAUUGUGAUUCAAGCAGGAGCUGUGCCAAUCUUCAUAGAGCUGCUCAGCUCAGAAUUUGAAGAUGUGCAGGAGCAGGCAGUCUGGGCUCUUGGUAAUAUCGCUGGAGACAGCACCAUGUGUAGGGACUAUGUGUUAGACUGCAACAUUCUCCCCCCUCUAUUGCAGCUACUUUCAAAGCAGAACCGUUUGACCAUGACUCGGAAUGCAGUGUGGGCCUUGUCUAAUCUCUGCAGAGGGAAAAAUCCAUCACCAGAUUUUGCAAAGGUUUCCCCCUGUCUGAAUGUACUUUCUUGGUUGCUGUUUGUUAAUGACACUGAUGUGCUAGCUGACGCAUGCUGGGCACUAUCGUAUCUAUCAGAUGGACCCAAUGAUAAAAUUCAAGCAGUAAUUGAUGCAGGAGUAUGUAGGAGACUAGUGGAGCUACUCAUGCAUAAUGACUACAAGGUGGUUUCUCCUGCUUUACGGGCUGUUGGAAACAUUGUUACAGGCGAUGAUGUCCAGACACAGGUAAUUUUGAAUUGCUCAGCCCUGCAGAGUUUAUUGCAUUUACUCAGUAGUCCAAAGGAAUCUAUCAAAAAAGAAGCCUGUUGGACAAUAUCUAAUAUCACAGCUGGAAACAGGGCUCAGAUCCAGACGGUGAUAGAUGCCAACAUUUUUCCAGCUCUCAUUAACAUAUUACAAACUGCUGAGUUUCGGACACGUAAAGAAGCUGCUUGGGCUAUUACAAAUGCCACUUCUGGGGGUUCAGCUGAACAAAUAAAGUACCUAGUGGAACUUGGUUGUAUCAAACCACUAUGUGAUCUCCUCACAGUCAUGGACUCUAAAAUUGUACAAGUUGCCCUGAAUGGCUUAGAAAACAUCCUGAGGCUUGGUGAGCAAGAAGCCAAGAGGAAUGGCAAUGGCAUUAACCCUUACUGUGCAUUGAUUGAGGAAGCUUAUGGUCUGGAUAAAAUUGAAUUCCUACAGAGUCAUGAAAACCAGGAAAUCUACCAGAAGGCCUUUGAUCUCAUUGAGCAUUACUUUGGGACAGAGGAUGAGGACAGCAGCAUCGCUCCUUCAGUAGAUCUUGACCAGCAGCAGUACAUUUUCCAGCAGUGUGAGGCUCCCAUGGAAGGUUUCCAGCUUUGAAGCAAAGUUCUUGUAUGUUCCUGUGUCAGAUCAGGCUACUCGAUCAAGUCCUCUUGUGGAGCCCACAGCCCUCAUGGAGCUAAUUUCUCAAUGUUUUCCAUAAUACUGUUUGCGCUCAUUUGCUUGCCUUGCGCACCUGCUCUCUUACACACAUCUGGAAAACCUCUGGCUCUUUGUGGUGGAAUGCCCUCUUAACAAAGGGGUAACCAGAAUGGCCCACCCUCUUAUGGAAAACCCAUAGGCUUUCGAUAUCAGCAUUUACAUUUUACAAGAGUUGUGUGGGAACAUUUCUAUUAAUAUGGAUCCCUGCCUUUGUUUGAAAAAAAAUUAUUGCCCCUUUGUUCCCCUUUAAAUGGAAAAAAAAUUAUACUGACAAAAGAUAAUACUAACAUUUAUCUUUUAUUCCACACAACUUGCUUUCAAGUCAAAGGAGAUGUAGACACAUUGUGUGUACUUCAGAGUUCUUUUCUCAUGCUCUUCCACAGUAACCCCUUGGAUUAGUUGGUGAAUUUCUCCAGCCAAAUUGGCAUUACUCCUCACUGAGAUUGAUGAAUUCCCUACCACCCCCUAUUCGUACAACUCUUCAGAUAUUAAAGUAAGCCAUCAGCGCCCCCUUAUCUUCAGUCUUUGGUGAAUGUGCUUUUUGGUUGUCAAGAGUGAUGAAGAAUUAAUUGACAUUUUUAUUCUAGAAAGUCUAAGUACCACGAUCUGGGUUGCAGGUCCCCUUAGAGGAAAAGGGAUAAAGGGGCAUAUAUGGCUAUUGCUCCCCUUUGGUCAUGAACAUUUUAGGAUUUGGAAGUGGCUCAGUUUUAAUGCUGUUAUGAGGACUCCCAGAAUUAAAAUCUACAUGACAUCUCCCCAGACCUGAACACAGUGUGACUAGAAGCAGUGUCUCUGCAUUAAUGAAGAAAUGUUUCAGGCUUUGUGGUCCUGACCGAGGUCCUUAAGGUAUUGGAGUUCUCCCUUAGGUGCUCUCACUCUCUGUGGCUGUCAGAAAACAUCCAUUUAAAGAUUGCUUGAGGAUUUUUUUUUUUUUUUUGGUCUUAGGCAGCUUAAUCUUAACACAUUCAUGCUGUAAACGUGACUCUUUUAGCCUAGACCAUCUUUAAUCUGUUUUAAUAUUAACAACAGGAAUAAUAAUAAUAAUAAGGAAAUAACCAGGAAAACUGGAUAGUGUUAUGGUUCUUCCAGCUGUGAAAUAUAGUUCUGACCACAGCUCCCUGUCAUAUGUCCUCCUUCCCUGCCUCCCUGCCCCCCCCCAAAAAAAACCACCCCACCUUCUCAACAUAGCACUACUUUAAUUUAAAGGGGGGCAUGGAUCUUGUAAUUUCACUGAUGAUUUUAUUCCAUCCCCUUACUAGUAACUGCAAUCUUUGAAUUAGUGCUAAUGUGCAUCUGGCUGUGUUGGUGAGGUGCUGCUUCGUGCAUGAUGACCCCCAUCUGUACCGACAAACAGUACCUCAGCUAGUCCACAGCAUGUUUGGACUGGACCUUCGGAUGAAAAGCUAAGGAGCUCAAUGCCAACGUGAGUUGAAUAUGGUUUCUUCUCAGUGCUAGUUGGCCAUCUGGAUACAAUAUUGGGACACGAUCAGCGAAGAUUUGCUGUUGCCCUUCUGUGCCAAUGGGUUCUGAAGGAAAGCUGCUCACUUCUGUUUCUGAACACACCCUUUGACACAACUUUGGAUUUUUUUUCUUGUUUUCUAGGAUUCAUACUCACCCCCAAAGUAAACCAUUUGAAAAGUUACCAUUGGUGGGCUUCCCUGCAUCCCUGGGGAGCCCUCCUGGGUGUGUGGGAUGUACAGAGCUUUCAUACCUCAUCGUGAUGCUAUUCACCAUUGGCAACCGGCAACAGCAGCCACUUGACAUGACCUGACUUUAAAAUUGUUUUUAAAAAGUCAUCCAAACCAGAAAGAUGCAGAGACAGCGGACAUUAUCAGCUCCAAGUAUGACACAUGCUUCCUUCAUGACAUCCAGUCUGUACUUGUGUCUGUGCUCUUGGAUGGAUAACGUCUGAUGUAUGUAUGUUAAUCUUGGAGCAGCCCCUGAAAAACUAGUCCACUCCAUCCACAACUGUUACUUCUUUCUAGUGCUGCUUUGUGCUGAAAGAACAUCUAGUUUACUGCACUUGACCUGUAAAGGGACUUUGAUUCUUUGUAAUUUUAGGGAUAAAUUAGGUGGUUAAUUUAAAAAAAAAAAUCUUCAAUGUUGCCUUUACAUCACAUUAAAAAUAACUUCUCUUUCAGAAGGGUGAUAGAAGCACUGAUUCGUAGCAAAAUCUUGUUUUUAGCUUUGACAUUUUUUUUUGUGGCUGGAUUUUUUUAAAUUGUAAAUUACUGAUAACAUGUCAUUUCUAUAGGAUCUGUUUUAAAUCAUGUACCUUUUAUUGGACAGUACAAAAAUACAGCAUAUUUUGUAAACUAAUUUGAAUGGAAAAAAUAUAUAAAGCACAGCAGAAAGUUGUUUCCCCUCAGUUAGUAAGAAUAGUGUAUGUUGGGAAUUUUUGCUAGUAAUGGCAGGUGCCUAAAUGAGUGAAUUAAAACAAAGAGUCCAUUUAAAAUGUGUUCCGUCUUUCUGUCCAAAACAAGGGAAUUUUUCUUCUCCCUGAAAGGAGCAGGUUUGUGAAUUAUGACAUAUGGGCUACCUCAGGUUCUGUACAACAAAAUUACCAUUGUAUAAAUUUUAAGAAAUUAUUUUACUGCAGAAAUUCUCCCUCCCUUCUCCACAUCCCCAAGGCUUGGAGGGGACUAUUUAGAUAGUAGGAGAAGAUCUCUAAUAGAAGUCCCUCUGUCUAAAAAGCUUGUACUUUGUCCUUUCUCACUGCUGUUGGCUUGCAGUUUAACUCUACAGAGUUAAGUGGUUUGGAGCAAAACAAGAGUAAUGAGUGGGAAGGAGAGGAAUAAUUAAUUAUGAAGCAGUAGAAUUUACAACAAGCUGUGGGACUACCCUGAAAGAGGGGGAAGGGAGUGUGGAGGAGGAAUGAGCAACUGAGAAUGAUUUCUUUGUAGCAGCUGCUUUCUCUCAGCCAUGGAAAGCCUAGCUUCCCAUGUUUGCAAUUCUCAAUUUUCCCACUUUCCCUGAGUUUCUUCUUAUUUGCUUUGUUGCUUUAUGUUUCUAUGUGGCAGAAUCCUAUUUUAUUUACUUUUAAAAUGAUUUCUCCCAGAGAAAUCAUUUUUGACACAAUAAUUUUGUGUCAUUUUUUUUAUCAGUAUAUAUCAUUUUUUCCCUUUCAAAAAGAUCUAAUUUUAUAAAGGUGGCCUGUAUUGGGACCAAUAUAUAAUUAAAUGUUGGUAUGAAUUGAAGUAACUAUGAAUUACUUUUGUUUUCUAAAGUUCCUAGUUUAAUCAUUUCAUUAAUUGACUUAUUUUGAGCCAGCCACAAAGUGCCUGUCACAGGAAGUGUGUAUGUUAAUUUUGUUUCCUGAUAUAUUAAUUAUUGAAUGACGCAAGUAUGUUUACUUCAAUACUGUAAAGAUUCUACAGUCUCAUGUUAUCCUUCUGGGCACAAGUUUUCUCUUUUCUUAGUUAUUUUUCCAAAGCUUGCAGGUCUGAAUAAUUCCAGUUAGAUUUUAUUAUGAGAACCAAGGUGGAGAGAAAUCAGUGAUAAUCAGGAGAGACUGUAGCUAGAUAAGAUUGUAGUGAGUGGUAGGGAAUAGGGAAGACAUGGUACAUGUAGACAGGAAAAGAAAGAUAAGAUUAGGAAACAGAAUUCUCCCUGGAUCUUUUGGAUUUUCUCAUCCUUGCUAAUCAGUUGCUGUUUUCUCCUUCAUUGUCCUUGUUCUCAUUUACUCUUAGUUGCAUGCCAUGGAAAAGUCAACCUUUGGAUGACAGUACUAAGUAAAUUUCUUCACAAAGCCAGCUGAGCUGAACCUGAAACAACUGUAAAUCUUUUUUAUAGGCAUAGUUUGAAUCAGUAGUAAGCCUAACUCUCAGUGAUGUUCAUUUGCCUAAACAAAAUCAAAUUUCCUCAAAACAUUAUAUUGCUUUAAACCCUUCUAUUAUCAUUUCUCUCAGGCAAGUUUGUUUGCUUACCUAGAGCAAAAUUAUUACCAAAAUUUAGACACAGCUUGAGGUAAUGUUAUAAAGGGGCUUCCUAAAGUCGGAAGUACGCCAUGUUCUUUUUCUUCUUUGGAUGCAGUGGAGAAGAUAAAUAUUGUCCAUCUUGAGCUGAGACUUGACUAGUAUAAAAUAUUUUUUCUGCAGAGUGGUUUCAACAUGAAAAAUGUUUUUCAUGUACAUAUGUAAGUAAUAAUUUUAAUACAUAUGCAUACACUCACGUGGAUCUGACUUAACUGUGGAGUUUUUUAAGUAAUUGUAACAUUGUCAGAACAGCAUGGUUCGGUAAUGAACAUUAUCCAGACUUUAUAAGGAGCCUUGUUAUUAUUCCAUAUUUAUAUCUGCAAAGUGACGGUUGAAAUAGAUGUCUCAAAAACUCCCACAGAUUCACAGAAUUGAGAGUUGGAAGGGACCUCAGUGCAACACUCUAGUCUGGCUAAUCAAAGAAAUCAUCAUAGCACAGCUGGCAAAUGGCCAUCUUCUGCUUAAAGGCUGCCAAGGAGGGGUGACCUUUCCCCUUUAGAGUUAGGUCUUUCCACCUUUGGACAGCUCUAAUCAUUAGGAAUUUUUUCUUGACUCCAGCCUCUCUGCAGCUUCUAUCCUUUGCUCCUGAUUCUGCCCUCUGGGACCAAAUCCCUAUGACAGUCAUUGUAUCUCCCCCUCCCUCCCUCCUCCCAAGUUUUUGUGUCUUCCUCCAAGCUAAACCUGCCCAAUCUUCAACUUAUCCUUGUGUGGCAUGUCCCUUCCAGCUCUAAAAUUCUUUGAUAUGGUAUUAGAACCAUUUUGCUUUAUUAUGAGCUACACAAAAUACCCAAAUGGGAAUUAAUGCCUUUGAGUAAUCAGAGCCAAGUGUGGACUCUUAAUGUUUUACUAGGAUAGUAAAACUUCUGUUAAUGAAGAGAAUCAGUUCUAGGGACAAAAUCCUCGCUACGUGUAAAAGCAACAGGAGACACAGAUAAGUUUCUAAGAUGUUUGAAAAAGAAUAAGUUAUUGCAAAUAAAACAUGUUAAAUAACAUCAGAUAUGUUCACAGAAUAGAUGAUGGGAAGUUUUUUUGUGCAAAAGUGUGGGCUAAGGUUACAUGGGGGAUGGAGAGAAGGGAGAAAACCCCAGAGGAUAGGGAGAUCUAGGAAAAAGCCAGUGCAGAUGUGCCAGCAAUCCCAGACAGUAAACCAUGGUCAAACCCAUCUGGAUUGAUAUGCCUCAGAAGUAGAAGGCCAACUCACUCCAAAAUGCUUAUAAGGGGAAUUAUAGUGGGUUCCCGUAUGAAACCAAAGGCAAGACUUUGAAAACUAUUGCAUACUAAGGUCUCAACUAGAAAGGCUUUUAAUGUAUUUGUGCAAUAUCUUAUAAGACACAUGCAGUAUAGUAAAAUUUAUGUAAUAGUGGCCUGUGUAAUAGCUGUCAUUUGUGUAGUGCUUUUAAGAUUUACAGAAUGUUAUUUUCUUUGACUUAACAGUCCUGAGACAUGAGUACUACAGCUAUUAUCCCAGAUAAGGAAAACGAGGUUCAGGUUAGGUGAUUUGCCCAAAGUCACACAGCUUAUAUCUACUGCUCCUUAGAAUAUUCUAGAGUUUGAAUUCAAGCAAAUGAAUGUCAGUUAUCAAAUAUGUAUUGGAUACUAUUCAAAGAACAUAAGCCUGUUUCAACAGUCAAUAAAACCUGACAUUUAUAUAGCUUUAAGGUUUGCAAAGUGCUUAAUACGUGAUUUCAUUUGAACCCUACCACAACUCUGUAGGUAAGUACUACAGGCACUCUCCCCAUCUCAUAGGUGGAGUAACUGAGUCUCAGAGAGUUCAGUGAUUUGCCCUGGUCAUGUAACUUAGCAAGUCUUGGAGGCAAGCUUUGAACCCAGAGCGCUGUCGGUUACAGCACAGUACUACAAUACAGUUCCACCUUUUAGCUCUCAGUCAUGCCCUUAAGACACAUGAAUUUGAGGCCAUGAAGCUAUUGGAAAAAUAUAUAUAUAAAAGUGAGUUUCCCCUUUUGCUAUAGUUGAAAGAGCAGCCAAAAUGGAAGGACUGUCUUCUCAUUCUUAUAUUCUAAUUUCUUGUUAUAUAGUUGCAAUGGUUCUGUCUCUUUAUUUCUUCCUAAAAGAGUUUUGCAUAAACUAUAUGGCGCAAGGCUAGAAGCAAUUGGUUACUGUCUAGGUUCAAGAUCACUAGUAACUUCUGAAGGGUCAGUUGUGCUUGUCAUAAGUUAUGAAAACCAAUGUAGGCUUUAGUUGCCUGGUAGGAGGGUAAAAGCAUAGCAGGUGAAAGCCUGGGGAGAUGGGGGGGGGAGGCAGGGAUAGUAGUGGGACAAGGAAAGUGCUGUAUAUCAAGUUCUUGUGGAACCUAUGCAGGAUGGGAAACUAGCCAUGGAAAGGGAAAGGUAGAGGGCAGGCAGAGGGAAAGGGAUAUGCAUUUAUCAAGCUUCUACUAUAUGUGUCAGGUUGUGUGCUGUGCUUAACAGGUCUCUCAUUUGAUGUAAUAACCCUGGAAGUGGACGCUAUUGUGAUCCUUAUUUUAUAGUUGAGGAAAAUGAGGCAGACAGGUUAAGUGACUUGAACUGGAUCACACUAUCAAAAAAUCGGAGACUGGAUUUGAACUCUGGCCUUCCUGACUCCAGACCUAAUGCUUUAUCCUCUACACCACUUAGCUCUCAGUGAAGGGACUGUUAGGGGAAGAGCAGGUAAUAUGUGGUUCCCAAGUAAUUAUGCUAAUUCAUCUGGUAAGUUUAGACAAAAUUAGAGAUAGGGAAAGAGUUUCUCAGGAUCCUUGAGUUGCAGGCAUUAACUGAGGGUUGGGGAGGCAAGUGAACUCAUAGUAACUGGUCCCUUUGGAAUUAGAAAUUGCACUUUAGGAAACAUCUAAUGAUAGCCAGGGAUUAAUGCAUAAGCAGCUGCAUCACCAAAGUGAAGAAAUGUGUUUUAAUAGGAAAGGCAGAUAGUCCCUAACAAAGGAGAUAGUACUAAUAGCAGUGCACUUCCAUGUAGCCUGGGUAUUAGAAGUUAAAUCGCUCCAAGAGUAGCUGGGUUUUUUGUUUGGUUUUUUCCCCCUAGGAGG
This is a messenger RNA of Dromiciops gliroides (monito del monte), 8924 nucleotides long. It is a transcript of the gene KPNA1, whose product is annotated as karyopherin subunit alpha 1. Gene Ontology annotation, molecular function: nuclear import signal receptor activity; protein binding. The coding region runs from base 210 to 1826 and encodes 538 amino acids. The transcript has 14 exons. Gene Ontology annotation, cellular component: nucleus; nucleoplasm; cytoplasm. NCBI's taxonomy places the organism in Eukaryota, Metazoa, Chordata, Mammalia, Microbiotheria, Microbiotheriidae. Gene Ontology annotation, biological process: postsynapse to nucleus signaling pathway; NLS-bearing protein import into nucleus. The record is from RefSeq and is a predicted model, not a curated record.